AUGAAGGCGAUACGGCGCAGCCACCGCACCAGCAACUGCCGCAGGAAGCUUCGCCUUCGGCAGCACCAGCAGCAGAAGCAGGGGGCACGCCAACAGGCGGACCGGGAGCAACAACAGCAGCAGCAGCAGCGGAGGCGUAGGAGCGCGUCCGCAAGCGUUGAUGGCAGGCGGCAGCGGCUCUGGAGAGUGUUUGUGUCCAGCAUGCGCGGCACCAGCGGUGCUACCGAGACAGCUGCUGCUGCUGCUGCUGCUGCCGUUCCUCCUGCAGAACCUUCUGCUGCAGUUUCCAGUGGUAGUGCGGCAGCAGGAGACUCUGCAGGUGGAGCACCUGGACCAAUGCCACCGAACCGAGCUUUUCUGCAGCGCAUCCGCCGUAGAGCGUCCCGGGGGAAUUUUUUGGCAAGGCGGACCGUCAAUGCUACGUACGGCGAAAGCCGUGGCAGCAGCAGCGCUGGGGGUGCCGCACUGGCUGCCCUCCCAGCAGCCGCAAGAGGAGGACAGCCGAGAAGAAGUCGCUUUAAGUCAGAAUUUAACUCCCUCAUGCGGGUCCUAUCGCGUAGACACCCGUCGCGGGGGCAGUGCUGCGGCGGCGCGAGAGGCAAAGGUGGCCGCAAUAGUUCGCGGAUGCAGACACGCAUCUGCGAAAGCUUUGUGGAGAUGCUAAUGGAUUGGGAUGGGGGGGGCCAGAGAGUAAAGACGGGAGCGCGGAAGGCCCCUGCGCAGCGUUGCCGUAUGCUUAUGGCAGAAACAGAAAUGGGCUUAGGGGUAACUGGAAGUGCGCCGUCCUAA
Molecule: messenger RNA, 789 nt
Organism: Cyclospora cayetanensis
Lineage: Eukaryota; Apicomplexa; Conoidasida; Eucoccidiorida; Eimeriidae
Exons: 4
Coding region: 1-789 (262 amino acids)
Source: RefSeq, a predicted model, not a curated record